AAGAGUCUUCGCGUGCCGGCUUUCAUACUGAACUAACUUGAGUAUUACGAGGAAAGAUCGAGGAGUGGGUAGUAAUUUUUUUUUUUUUUAAGGCACCACGCCAUCUCAGCGGUAGAAAUGGAGACCGUGUUGGAUUCAUUCACAGGGCUGGAUUCCUUCUCAUCCUCUUAUUUCGACGACGAUGAUUUUUUCACUGACCAGUCCUCCAGAGACCGCUUGGACGCAGACGACCUAUUGGAUGAGGACGUUGACUUUCUUACGAGUCAAAUCCAAGAAUACUACAAGGACAGUCGGAUAGCGCACGACGGAGACUACUGUGAUGUUGGCAACUUCUCCUUUUCUUCCUCGUCGUCGACGUUCUCGUACGGAUGCGCGGACAGCACGUCGGAGCUGUCCCCCCGCAGAGACGACGGCCCGCUACUAAAGAGGCGUAGGCGCAUGAGAAACGAAACGGAGAUGCAACAGUUGCGGCAAGCUGCCAAUGUCAGGGAGCGCCGGAGAAUGCAGUCCAUUAACGAUGCUUUCGAGGGGCUGAGAUCUCACAUCCCCACGCUGCCGUACGAAAAGAGACUAUCUAAAGUUGACACUUUACGUCUUGCUAUUGGCUAUAUUAAUUUCCUUGCGGAGCUUGUGCAGUCUGACAUGCCAAUUCGGAACCCAAAUAACGACGCUCUGAACCAACCCAAAAAAGUAAUAAUUUGUCACAGAGGAACAAGAUCACCGUCUCCAAGUGAUCCAGACUACGGUCUACCACCGCUUGCUGGUCACUCUCUCUCAUGGACCGAUGAGAAACAGCUUAAACAGCAGAAUAUCAUCCGGACAGCGAAGGUGUGGACACCAGAAGACCCCCGAAAGUUGCACUUGAAAUCAUCCCUCAACAACAUUGAAAAUGAACCACCCUUUAACUUUAUUUCGUAAGGCACUGUCCUUAUUACUGUAUACACGUCGUAUAUAAAUUAAUUGUGUGGGAAUUUCCACGUUGUCCGUGUUCCGUUAUGUUACUAUGUAAAUAUUUAUUAUUAUUUCAGCUGUGGAGUCUGAAAUGAACAUAGAGCCACUGGCAAUCAUGUGUAGCAACACGUAUUUAAUUGUUUUAAUUACUUGAUAAUAUAUUUUUCUAAUUUAAUUUUGA
This is a messenger RNA of Electrophorus electricus (electric eel), 1132 nucleotides long. RefSeq names its product pancreas associated transcription factor 1a (gene ptf1a). Lineage: Eukaryota; Metazoa; Chordata; Actinopteri; Gymnotiformes; Gymnotidae. The record is from RefSeq and is a predicted model, not a curated record. Gene Ontology annotation, molecular function: RNA polymerase II transcription regulatory region sequence-specific DNA binding; protein dimerization activity; DNA-binding transcription factor activity, RNA polymerase II-specific. Gene Ontology annotation, biological process: developmental process; regulation of transcription by RNA polymerase II.